AUCAGAAGCUCGACAGGCACAUUGUGGGCGGGGUUAUGGUAGUAAACGUUAGAUUGUGUGAAUAGAUUAGUUCGCACCGGAGGAGGGAGGUAGAACUGGUGGUUCCUGCAGACGGCCAGUGACGGCGGAAAUGCCGGUUCAUUCGAGAGAGAAGAAGGAGAGUAACCACAAUGACAUGGAGGUGGAUUACCCGGAAAACGAGGGCAGCAGCUCGGAGGAUGAAGACACGGAUAGCUCCAGCGGCAGCGAGGAGGGAGACAGCUCGGAAAUGGACGAUGAAGACUGUGAGCGGCGGCGAAUGGAAUGCCUAGAUGAAAUGUCCAACCUUGAAAAGCAGUUUACAGAUUUAAAAGACCAACUUUACAAAGAACGGUUGAGUCAAGUGGAUGCCAAAUUGCAGGAAGUGAUUGCUGGCAAAGCUCCUGAGUACUUAGAACCACUGGCAACCUUACAAGAGAACAUGCAGAUACGGACAAAAGUGGCAGGAAUAUAUCGAGAGCUGUGCUUAGAAUCUGUAAAGAACAAGCAUGACUGUGAAAUUCAGGCAGCCCGCCAACACUGUGAGAGUGAGAAGUUGUUACUCUACGACACUGUUCAAAGUGAACUAGAAGAAAAAAUACGCAGACUGGAAGAAGAUCGUCACAGCAUUGAUAUUACAUCAGAGCUGUGGAAUGAUGAAUUGCAAUCUCGGCGGAAACGCAAGGACCCGUUCAGUCCUGAUAAAAAGAAGAAGCCUGUUGUUGUCUCUGGUCCAUAUAUUGUUUACAUGUUGCAAGACUUGGAUAUACUUGAAGACUGGACUACUAUUAGAAAGGCCAUGGCAACAUUGGGUCCACAUCGCGUAAAAUCUGAAGUUACAGUGAAGCUGGAAAAACAUCAGCAUAGUGCCAGAUCAGAGGAUGGUCGACUGCAUUAUGAUGGAGAGUGGUACGGCCGUGGGCAGACUAUCAGCAUUGACAAGAAGGACGAGUAUCCUACAAGGUGUGCCAUCAUCACAACCGUAAACAACGACGAGGUAUGGUUUAAGAGACAAGAUGGCAGCAAGUCUAAGCUGUACAUCUCCCAGCUCCAGAAAGGAAAAUACAGUAUCAAGCACAUCUGACUGGCUGACCCCAUCAGCAUAUCCACUAGACUUGCUCUAUUCCUCUGGGGAUGGAAUCUGUGCCAAGUCAUGGGGAAGUCUAUUGAUUUGCUCUGACUAUUUUUAAAGUAUUUUUGGGAAUGUUUGUGAGCAUGUUGGAGUAUUAUGACUGUGUAUCUGUGUUUAAAGUGUUAUGUAGACAAUGUCAAGAUAAUCAUUCAUAAGAUUUAUUUGUGCAUAUCUUGGAUACAACGACUCGAAUACCUCUUGACCUCAGAGUGGCAUAUACUUUACAGGUGAGCUGUCCGUACCAUCUUUAUCCAUAAGGCUGUGUACGGCAAACUGUUGAUUUCCAUAUGGCUUACCAUCCGUGAACAGUAAUUGCACUUAACAGUCCUCACAGACAAUGAGAAGGCAGCGUAUUCUCACUUGGCUACAUUGGGGUGCCAAUGCUAAUGAAAAGUGCUGCAGUAUUAAACCUAUCACUUGUAUUAUAUAUGCAUUUAUUUAUGUCAUGCAUGACUUGCUCUCUCUAGUGGUAUAAGGACCUCUUUAACGAAGUUUGAACAAUGUUCUGACAGAUCUGAAUAGCUGUAGGGUCUCUUAUGUACAAAUUAUAACUCGUUCUGUUUAAAGAACCAACAAAAGCCCUUCACAUGUACUUUGGCUUUUUUUUUUUUAAUAUUCAGUGGUGUGCCUGCCGUUCAGAUGAAGUAUCUGAUAUAUUUUUAAUCAUUUCUAUGAGCAUCUUUCAAUGAAUUAUUGAAACAUCUUUUAUUAGAGUAAAGCCACUUAGGUUAUAAGCUAAAGUGUUUGUUGAACAUCUAUUCAAACUAAGUGUUUUCAGUGUAUCCAUUGAAAGUAAAUGUUUGAAUUGAUGAUAAAUUCUUUUAUGUAGGGACCAAUAAAAAUGUCUUGUGCGUUUAGCAAGUGGAAAA
Molecule: messenger RNA, 2019 nt
Organism: Pseudophryne corroboree (corroboree frog)
Lineage: Eukaryota; Metazoa; Chordata; Amphibia; Anura; Myobatrachidae
Gene: BRMS1L
Product: BRMS1 like transcriptional repressor
Exons: 10
Coding region: 131-1102 (323 amino acids)
Biological process (GO): negative regulation of transcription by RNA polymerase II
Cellular component (GO): Sin3-type complex
Molecular function (GO): histone deacetylase binding
Source: RefSeq, a predicted model, not a curated record